GUGCUUCGGACUCGCUGCCAGGCUUCCUUAGGUCUGUCUCUGAGCUGAGAGAGAGGCAAAAGCAGCAGCGUGAGGAGUCCAGAGACGAACGGGGCGGGGGCAGCUCCCGGCUGCAAACCCCAAGUGACGAGGCAGCUCAGUUUCCUCCGGCCGGUCCCCUCGCCCCGCUUCGCUGUCAGAAACCACCCAGCCUCAUGAUUCAUCUCCUCAAGCGCUCAAAAGCUCUGGCUGCUCCGGCUUUUGCUUCUCACCGUUCCGGGACCGAGCUGCUUUGGAGGAGGAGAUGGGGAAGCUCUCGGUUGCUCUGGGCAUCCUGAUGCUCUGCGCUGCCGGAGCUUGGGGGGGUAACAUCUGCACCACCCGUGGGGUGAACUCCUGCAAGCAGUGCCUGGCUGUCAGCCCCCUCUGUGCAUGGUGCUCUGCAGAGGUCUUGCCACAGUCGUCCCCUCGCUGUGACCUGCGUGAGAACCUGCUGCAGAGCGGCUGUGGGCUGGCCGACAUCGAGUCCCCCACCAGCACUGUGACCGUCCUGGAGAACCAGCCCCUCAGUGACAAAGGCUCAGGGAGCUCUACCACCACCCAGAUGAGCCCCCAGAAAAUACAGCUCAACCUGAGGCCGGACGACUCCCAGACCUUCCGUGUCCAAGUGCGGCAGGUGGAAGAUUACCCUGUGGAUAUCUACUACCUGAUGGACCUGUCCAACUCCAUGAAGGAUGACCUGAGGAACAUCCAGAACCUGGGCACCAAGCUGGCCAGUGAGAUGCGAAAGCUCACCAGCAACCUGCGCAUCGGCUUCGGCGCCUUCGUGGACAAGCCCAUUUCGCCCUACAUGUACAUCUCUCCUCCACAAGCCAUCACCAACCCUUGCUAUGAGAUUGGGGAAACCUGCCUGCCCAUGUUUGGCUACAAGCACGUGCUGUCCCUGACGGAUGAGGUGACCCGUUUCAACGAGGAGGUGCAGAAGCAGAGCGUGUCCCGGAACCGCGACGCGCCCGAGGGCGGCUUCGAUGCCAUCAUCCAGGCUACAGUGUGUGAUGACAAGAUUGGCUGGAGGAAUGAUGCUUCCCACCUGCUGGUGUUCACCACGGAUGCCAAGACCCACAUUGCACUGGAUGGCAGGCUGGCUGGCAUUGUGCAACCCAAUGAUGCCCAGUGCCACAUUGACAAGGAUAACUUCUACUCUGCCUCCACCACACUGGACUAUCCCUCUCUGGGCCUGAUGACUGAGAAACUCUCACAGAAGAACAUCAACUUGAUCUUUGCUGUGACAGAUACAGUUGUUGGACUCUACCAGAACUACAGUGAGCUGAUCCCAGGCACAACCGUGGGCACCUUGUCCAGAGACUCCAGCAACGUCCUGCAGCUCAUCGUGGACUCCUAUGGGAAAAUCCGCUCCAAGGUGGAGCUGGAGGUGCGUGACCUCCCUGAAGAGCUGUCCCUGGCCUUCAAUGCCACGUGCCUCAAUGACGAGGUCAUCCCUGGGCUCAAGUCUUGCAUGGGGCUCAAGAUUGGGGACACGGUGAGCUUCAGCAUCGAGGCCAAAGUACGAGGCUGCCCUGAGGAGAGGCAAAAAUCCUUCACCAUCAAACCUGUGGGCUUCAAGGACAGCCUGAGGGUGGUGGUGAACUUUGAGUGUGACUGUUCCUGCCAGAGCCACGCUGAAGCCUCCAGCCCGUCGUGCAGCUGGGGCAACGGCACGCUGGAGUGCGGCGUGUGCCGCUGCAACCCGGGGCGCCUGGGCUCGCACUGCGAGUGCUCUGAGGAGGAAUACAACCCUUCCCAGCAGGAUAACUGUAGCCCUGGGCCUGGGCAGCCUGUCUGUAGCCAACGUGGAGAGUGUAUCUGCGGGCAGUGCGUGUGUCACAGCAGCGACUUCGGGAAGGUGACGGGGAAGUACUGCGAGUGCGACGACUUCUCCUGCGUCCGCUUCAAGGGUCAGAUGUGCUCGGGCCAUGGGCAGUGCAGCUGUGGGGACUGUGUGUGUGACUCGGACUGGACGGGUGACUACUGCAACUGCACCAGCCGCACCGACACGUGUGUGUCCAGCAACGGGCUGGUGUGCAGCGGCCACGGCUCCUGCGUCUGCGGCAAGUGCGACUGCACCCAGCCCGGCUCCUACGGGGACACCUGUGAGAAGUGCCCAACCUGCCCUGAUGCCUGCACCAUCAAAAAGGAGUGUGUGGAGUGCAAGAAGUUCGAGAGGGGAGCGCUGGCAGAGGGCCAGUCCUGCAGCCGCAUGUGCCGCGACGAGAUCCAGACGGUGCAGGAGCUGGCUGACAGAGGCAAAGACGCCGUGAACUGCACCUACAAGGACGAGGAGGAUUGCGUGGUGAGGUUCCAGUACUACGAGGACUCCAGUGGCAAGUCCAUCCUCUAUGUUAUUGAGGAGCCAGAGUGCCCAAAGGGGCCAGACAUCCUGGUGGUGCUGCUGUCAGUGACAGGUGCCAUCCUGCUCAUUGGCCUCGCUGCCCUGCUCAUCUGGAAGCUCCUCAUCACCAUCCACGACCGCCGGGAGUUCGCUCGCUUCGAGGAGGAGAAGGCCAGGGCCAGGUGGGACACGGGCAACAACCCUUUAUACAAAGAGGCCACAUCAACCUUCACCAACAUCACAUACCGUGGGAACAUGUAAGGGCUGACCCUUGGGAUCUUCUGGAGCCCAGCUGGCAGAAGAGCUUGUGUGUGCCUGUGUGUAAUUGAACAGUCCCUGGACUGCCUCCAAAGCCCUUGGUGUCCUUCACCCCACUCUCACUGCAGGGAUGUGCUUUCCUCUCAUUCUAUACCUCAGUAGGUCGGCCAAGGGGUGACAGGAGGCCCCUCCAUACACUGAAUGCAGAGAAAUGAGCCUUUCUCUGCCUCUCUGUGAACUCUUUGGUGCUCAUCGGUUCAACAGUGGCUGCUUGAACCAAAUGCUGAGCUGUGCUCUUCUCCAUGAAGCUCUGCCUGCUCCCAAUGUGUGUGUGUGUGUGUGUCAGCCAAUGCAGCCCCUGGGGGGCACAGGAGCUGCCCACCUCCUCCUCAGGGCACAGCAGCUGCCACCUCCUCGGGGCACAGGGCAGCUAAAGCCACUUGUCAGCAGGCAGAAGCCAUGGUGUGGCUUUAUGGCUUGAAGAUAUUGCUCCAGCAACCUCCUGCUUCUUGCAGCCACCCAUUUGUGGUGCUGCUGGGUGAAAAGCAGCGCCCCAGUAGCAAUGUGCCCUUCCUCUUCACCUUCAUGUGCAUUCCCUUUGCACCACUGGCCCAAUUCUAUGUAGCAUGAGCUGUGCUGGUGCCAGCUGCAGCUGGCUCAGCCCCUGAGAGGCUGCUGAGCUCCCUUGUGCCCCCCUCCAUCACCUCUACGUCCCAAAGCACGUGGAUGUGCAGGCAGCAGCUUGGGGAGGGUUGUGAUGCCUCUUAGCCCUUGAGCCUGACCCUCCUCUCCCUCUCCUGUUCUUUUGGGGAUACAGAACUGCACCAGGGUUGGCUUUCUGGCAGUUCUAGAAGAGCAGGUGAGGUUGAAGCCAUGUCCUGCUGCUGGGGGCUGUGUGUCACCCAAGCUUUUGUCUCCUGAGGGAGACCACAAGCAUCACCCCAGGAGCAGAGUGUGGCUGCAGCAGUGCUGCUGCCUGGGUCCUGCCCCAGCCAGAGCUCUGGGGCUCUACUCCCCUCCCUUACUCCAAAAAGCAACCAAGGCCCUGUGCCCAGUGUGGGGCUGGUCCUGAGGGUCCCAGCAGCACCUUGGCUGUGUGUCCCUGUCCCCAGGGGCUGGGUGGGAGCUGGGGCUGAGCCCCAGGCUUGGGGGGAGGUUGUGGAAGGGGGGUUUAAAUGAGCAGCAGCAAUUCACUCCACUAAAGUACCAAUAAAGACCAUUUG
Messenger RNA from Colius striatus (speckled mousebird), 3849 nucleotides. RefSeq names its product integrin subunit beta 3 (gene ITGB3). Bases 284 to 2629 code for a protein of 781 amino acids. The record is from RefSeq and is a predicted model, not a curated record. Gene Ontology annotation, cellular component: cell surface; focal adhesion; integrin complex. The transcript has 15 exons. Gene Ontology annotation, biological process: cell-matrix adhesion; cell migration; integrin-mediated signaling pathway. Gene Ontology annotation, molecular function: integrin binding; fibrinogen binding; fibronectin binding. Lineage: Eukaryota; Metazoa; Chordata; Aves; Coliiformes; Coliidae.